CGAUUGGAACAUCGAUAACGGUUCGAGUCAAUUGGUGCCUGAAGUUCAUAGAUGUAAUUGUACAGUGUGUGAUUGUCUGUGACUGUGUGAAACAUAAACAAACUAGUAUUGGUGUCUGUUGUCGCGUUUGUGUUUUAAAGUUUCCUUUCCUCAUGCCUGUGGAAACGGUAACGAAGAAGAAAAUGGCCAGAAACCGACGCGCAAGUAAUAACGCGAAGAGUGACUCAGACUCCGGGGCAUCGGACAAAGAAAACAAGAAAGAAAGAGGCCGUGAUAAAAAGAAGAAAGCUCCAUCUUCGUCCAGUGGAAGUGGCAGUAGUAGCCGCAGUUCCUCAGAAAGCAGUUCAAGAUCAUCAAGUGCAUCAAGUUCAUCUCGCAGUUCUAGCUCAGCCUCCAGCUCACGUUCUAGUACAUCUUCCAGCAGCAGUGGAAGUUCCAGCUCAAGCUCAGAAGCUCGUCCUAAAGUGAAAGCCAGGCCACAGCCAGAGAGACGCACUCGCAGCCAUAGUGCAGAACAAAAGAAAGUGAAAGAGAAAGAAAAAGAGAAAGAGAAAAAAGAAGAAGAAAGGAAAAAGAAGCCAGAGAAACCGCGACCCAAAGCUCGAUCAAGGACUCCUACUCCAAGACGGAAGCGCAAGGAACAUUCGCCUACACCACGUCCCACAAAAAUUCACAUUGGUCGUUUGACUCGUAAUGUGACUCGUGAUCACAUAGUAGAAAUUUUUUCAACAUAUGGAAAUGUAAAAAGUGUUGAAUUUCCUGUAGACAGGCUGCACCCAAAUACAGGGAGAGGCUUUGCAUACAUUGAGUUUGAAACUCCAAAUGAAGCUGAAAAUGCAAUGAAACAUAUGGAUGGAGGCCAAAUCGACGGACAGGAAAUCACUGCUGCCCCUGUGCUUCAGCCGAAGCCCAGACCUCCACCACCAAGGCGUAGCCCACCUCCUCCCAUCAGGAGACCUGCACCUCGCUGGAGAUCACCUCCAAGGUAUCGACGACAUACACCACCACCUCCGCGACGGCGAACACCUCCGCCCCGCAGACGUCCGAGAUCACGCUCACGUAGCCCAGCACGUCGUCGCAGAUACAGCCGCUCCAGUUCAAGCAGCUCACGUUAGAUACUUCUUUAACUAAAGUUCUCUCUUAUAACUGUUUCAGAUAUUUGACUUUCACUGAUAUGUAAACUGCACAUUGGCAGUUGCAGAAUAAAAAUGAAUUGUUUUGUUAAAUAAAACAAUCCAAAAUCAAGAA
This is a messenger RNA of Schistocerca gregaria, 1248 nucleotides long. RefSeq names its product RNA-binding protein with serine-rich domain 1-A-like. Gene Ontology annotation, molecular function: RNA binding. The record is from RefSeq and is a predicted model, not a curated record. The coding region runs from base 153 to 1115 and encodes 320 amino acids. The transcript is spliced from 7 exons. NCBI's taxonomy places the organism in Eukaryota, Metazoa, Arthropoda, Insecta, Orthoptera, Acrididae. Gene Ontology annotation, cellular component: nucleoplasm; cytoplasm; ASAP complex. Gene Ontology annotation, biological process: mRNA splicing, via spliceosome.